GCGAAUCGAAUCUCCGGCUGUAGCAGCGGCGGAAAAUUCCUCGUGCCUCGUGAAGGCACCCCCUCUCAGUCUCGAACCGAAUGAAAGCCAGCCACGCCUCGGAGAAGAGGAGAAAGAGGGCGGAGACAGGGAGGGAGAAGAGGAGAAAGAGGGCGGAGACAGGGAGGGAGAAGAGGAGAAAGAGGGCGGAGACAGGGAGGGAGAAGAGGAGAAAGAGGGCGGAGACAGGGAGGGAGAAGAGGAGAAAGAGGGCGGAGACAGGGAGGGAGAAGAGGAGAAAGAGGGCGGAGACAGGGAGGGAGAAGAGGAGAAAGAGGGCGGAGACAGGGAGGGAGAAGAGGAGAAAGAGGGCGGAGACAGGGAGGGAGAAGAGGAGAAAGAGGGCGGAGACAGGGAGGGAGAAGAGGAGAAAGAGGGCGGAGACAGGGAGGGAGAAGAGGAGAAAGAGGGCGGAGACAGGGAGGGAGAAGAGGAGAAAGAGGGCGGAGACAGGGAGGGAGAAGAGGAGAAAGAGGGCGGAGACAGGGAGGGAGAAGAGGAGAAAGAGGGCGGAGACAGGGAGGGAGAAGAGGAGAAAGAGGGCGGAGACAGGGACAACAGGAGGGCAUGUUAGGGCGGAAGAGAACUGUGCCUCGUGAAGGCACCCCCUCUCAGUCUCGAACCG
Closterium sp. NIES-67 is the source of this 664-nucleotide messenger RNA. Lineage: Eukaryota; Viridiplantae; Streptophyta; Zygnematophyceae; Desmidiales; Closteriaceae. The record is from the annotation of a GenBank genome assembly.